AAAGUUUUAUUAUUAAAGUAAUUGUUUUCUAUUUUAUUUCUUAAAAAAUUUAAACAUAAAAAUUUAUUAUUUAUAGAAUAAGUUAAUAAAUCUAAGUCUUAAAUAGUAGUUUGAUAUUUAAUUAAAUAAAUCUAAGUUCCUGUGUUAAAUAAUUAUAUAAGUAUUUAUCUUAUCUUUUUUUUUACACUGCGAAGUCAGAUUUUACUUUGAAUUUUCAUACAUCAUAAAUUAACUAAUAUAUUUAAUUAGUUAAGUUUUGAUAAAUAAUGGCAAGAAAACGCCGCAGUACUGCAGAAAUUAAUACCGCUGAGAAUGCAUCAGUUCCAAAACGACGUUUUACAAGAUAAUUUUUAUUACAGUACACAAAGAACACCUAGCAGACUAGAAGAAAUGAUGGUGGCUUUUAAUCAUAAAAAAUGUUUAAGUUGGUUUCAUAAAUAUACUAAUGAUUCAAAUGAUACCUUAGGUCCUGAAGGAAUGGAAAAAUUUUGCUUGGAUAUUGGAGUUGACCCAGAAGAUCUAGUAAUGCUUGUAUUAGCUUGGAAAAUGAAUGCAAAAUCAAUGGGAUAUUUUUCAAGUUCUGAAUGGUUAAAAGGGUUUACAGAAUUACAAUGUGAUUCUAUAAAAAAGUUACAAAGUAAAUUAGAUUCUUUAAGACUUUGCUUUAAUGAUCCAAUGAUGUUCAAAAGUAUUUAUAGAUAUGCUUAUGAUUUUGCUAGAGAUAAAGAUCAAAGAAGUAUGGACAUAGAAACUGCAAAAUUGAUGCUAAAUUUAUUACUUGGCAAACAAUGGAAACUUUACUCGUUAUUCGCUAAGUUUAUAGAUCAAUCCAAGUAUAGAGUUAUCAACAAAGAUCAAUGGUGCAAUAUUCUAGAAUUUUCUAGGUCAAUUAGUACAGAUUUAUCCAAUUAUGAUAUAGAUGGAGCUUGGCCUGUAAUGUUAGAUGAAUUUGUAGACUGGUUAAAAAAUAAUGACAGCUGAAAAAAAAUAUCUUACAUGACACAAACCAGAGAUACUUGGUACUGGACCGAUGUUACAAAUAUCUAAUUAAAUCUAUUUAAUAAAGUUGAUCUCUAUAAUGCUUUUUAUUUUCUCAUGGAGAUUUUUUUUUUUCAAUUCAUAGUACACAAUAAUAAAAUUGCUUUAAAAAAUAUAUAACACUAAAAUUGUAUUUAUUUUUUAUAUAUAUUUAUGAAUAAUUUAUUAAAUUCAUCAUAUAAUUCAAAUAGUAUUUCUCUGUCUGUAUACAUUAUUAAAGCCUAAAAUUAAAUGUGAAAUAUAUUUUAGUAUGUAUUAUAAUAAAGUUCAAAAUUGUGAUCUUAAUAUAAUCACAUAAUAUACCAUAUUC
This is a messenger RNA of Daktulosphaira vitifoliae (grape phylloxera), 1348 nucleotides long. It is a transcript of the gene SCCRO4, whose product is annotated as DCN1-like protein 4. NCBI's taxonomy places the organism in Eukaryota, Metazoa, Arthropoda, Insecta, Hemiptera, Phylloxeridae. Gene Ontology annotation, biological process: positive regulation of ubiquitin-protein transferase activity; protein neddylation. Bases 313 to 981 code for a protein of 222 amino acids. Gene Ontology annotation, cellular component: ubiquitin ligase complex. Gene Ontology annotation, molecular function: cullin family protein binding; ubiquitin-like protein binding; ubiquitin conjugating enzyme binding. The transcript is spliced from 7 exons. The record is from RefSeq and is a predicted model, not a curated record.